This is a messenger RNA of Marchantia polymorpha subsp. ruderalis, 561 nucleotides long. NCBI's taxonomy places the organism in Eukaryota, Viridiplantae, Streptophyta, Marchantiopsida, Marchantiales, Marchantiaceae. The record is from the annotation of a GenBank genome assembly.
AUGCCAAGGGUGGAAGACCUCAAGCACGCGGUUCGAAAUCGUCGGCGCGGGAAUCAAAGACGCCCGAUUAAGGAGGUAGAAGGGGAGGAUUGGAGGACAGGGGAAGCGGGACGAGCCUUGAGGCGGACUGGUGGAGUGGAGCUGGACAGGCUAAAAAAACUGGACGAAGAUACGAACCAUGGAGGAGUCGGGAACGUCCGACUGCGAGAUCAGACUCGACGGACGCGCUGCAGAGGAGGAGGAGGAGGAGGAGUUUGUGGCCGUGCGGUGGUGAGGGUGGUGGAGCUUAUCGGCAAGUCAAAAAAAGAGUGCGAGGAAACAGUAGACGAUGAUCGGCAUCGACAUAGGCAUAACGGAACCUGGAAGGACGAAGGCUGGCGAGGCGAGUCGAAACGAUCCUGCGAACCGACCUCGGCUCUCCCCGAUCCGACUCUGAGUCCACGCUCGCUGUACCCGCAUGCACACGCGGUCUCGAUGCAUAAACAACACGUGGCCCGAGGAUUCUCUUCUUCCCCUUUCACUUUUUGGGUGCCAAGCCCAGCCAGUCCCAGCCCACUGUAA